Molecule: messenger RNA, 5118 nt
Organism: Microplitis mediator
Lineage: Eukaryota; Metazoa; Arthropoda; Insecta; Hymenoptera; Braconidae
Gene: Su(Tpl)
Product: RNA polymerase II elongation factor Ell-like
Exons: 9
Coding region: 567-3215 (882 amino acids)
Biological process (GO): transcription elongation by RNA polymerase II; positive regulation of transcription elongation by RNA polymerase II; snRNA transcription by RNA polymerase II
Cellular component (GO): transcription elongation factor complex
Molecular function (GO): cis-regulatory region sequence-specific DNA binding
Source: RefSeq, a predicted model, not a curated record
AUUUCGAUUGCGCAUCACUACUAAUAUCAUCACAAGAGAAAAUAUCAAAAACGUGUCGGCGCUAAUAAUGUAACAUAUUACAAUAUUUUAUUGUUAUAAUUAGUUUUUCAAAAUCAACCAUAAAUUUAAAUCCGUCUUUAAACAACUUGAGUAAUUAUAAAUAAGUUUUAUUUAAAAUUAAAUAUCCAUUACCCAGCUAUAACAAUUGAUAAAUAAAUUAUACCGAUAAUAAUUAUCAUCAUCAUCAUCAUCAUCAUCAUCAGAGAUUCAUAGACUUUCAAAUAGUGUCGUCAGUUGAAUUUAUUGAGUAACCUCUAUUAAAUAAUUAUAAAUAAAUAUUUAUUUCAAUUAUUUAAACAGACUAAGUGAUCGUAUUCUUCAAAAUCAGUGAUAAAAGAAUUAUAUGUUAUAAUAUUAAUUAAAUUAAUAAUUUAAUUGAAUUGAGUGCUAGGUGUUAAAUUUGAAAAAAAUAUAGAAAUUUUUAAUUUAAUCAAAAAUUGAAAUAAAAGAAGAAUUAAUAUAAAAAAACAACGUUUUAUAUCAUUUAAUAAAAUUGUAAAAUAGAAAUGGCGGCGCUGGUGGCAGGUGUCCAGUAUGGUUUGUCAUCGCAAAGUCAUUUUUAUGAAAAUAAAUCAUUAAUAUUUGUUAAAUUAACUGAUUCAGCUCAACGUGCUAUUGAGGAUUUUUUAAAAAAUCGGAAUAAAACAAAUCAAAGACCGACUAUCCAAUUUCUUGAUAAUGAAGGACGGCUGUCAUUUCCAUCACCGCAAUCUAAUCAUGGAUCCGUUGAUUUUACGUUUAGCUUAUCAGACGGUCAUGAUGUUGAAGGUCCUCAAGGUGCUUUUGAAUGUAUACAGCAAACAAAUCCAAAUAAUUUGGAGAGUUUGGGAACAAUGCCAUAUAAAAUGCGAAUUCACGCAAAUGAAGACGUUUAUGAGACAACAAGGCAUCGAAUGGCAGUCGCCGAAGAAAAUAAUAAAAACAAGUGCACCAGGGUAAUAAAACCAAAUGGACCAGAUAUCGGUCGAAAAGUUAAGGUGAAAGCAACCGGAAAGACAAUACCGCCACCGUCAAAUGUCAGGCAUAACAAUCAUCAUCGUGAUACGAGCAUUCCAAAUUCCACUAGUAGACCUGUUAAAAAUUCCAUUAUUAAUUCUUUAUCUUCCGCUACGUUAUCUUCCCAACAACCAUCGACAACAACAUCAUCAUCAUCAUCAUCAUCAUCAUCACCAUCAUUUUUAUCAGCAACAUUAACGACAACGACGACAACCUCAUCAUCAACAUUGUCCACUUUAUCAUCAUCACCAUCAUUACCAUCACGAUUUUAUAAAUUAUCAGCAACCAGCAAUACAUCAUCAGUUCGUUCUCAGCCUGACAAAAAAUUAUCAGAUCUUCAAAGAAGACCUUUGAGAGACAGACUCAUCCAUAUACUUGCUUUGAGGCCUUACAAGAAGCCUGAGCUCUAUGAGCGUUUGAAUCGAGAGGGUCUAAAGGAACGCGAUAAAAAAGAAAUGGCUAUUUUAUUACGUUCUUUGGCGUCAAUGCGUAACAAUACGUAUCAUUUAGUGAGGCAUGUGUGGAAUGAAGUACAAGAAGACUGGCCAUUUUAUAGUGAACAGGAUCGCGCUAUGUUAAAGAGACGUAAGCCACAAAAUUUAACGCCACCUGGUUCUAGUGAUGGUGGAUCAAGUGGAAGUGGACAAUCACCAAAUUCAACCCAUCCCGGUUCACCUCCAGCAAUAACAGCACCACCAUCAAAUUUUAUGAAUUGCAAACGUCCUGGUUAUUACCAAGGUAGUGACGGAAUUCAAACUAAAAGACCGCGAAUUUCUCAUUACCGUAAACCCGAACCGACAACACGGACACCGUCUUCAACUAAUAGUAAUACUGCUAAUGUAAAUAUUGCAUCAAAUGUUAGUGUUAAUGUCCCGAACGGCAGUAAUUUACCUAAUAAUAAUAAUAAUAAUAAUAAUAUUAAUAAUGAUGUAAAUAAUUGGAAUGAACAACGACAACAAUCAAGUGAACGUGAUAUUAAUUAUCAUCGAUCUGAAAGAACAUCUAACAGUGAUGUGCUACGUGGUAACAAUAAUGUUUAUCAAUUAAACAAUAGUACUAGUAAUAAUAAUAAUAAUAAUAAUAUUAAUAAUAAUAAUAAUAAUAAUCAUAAUAAUAAUAGUAAAUCAUGUUUCACACCAAAUCGAGACCGUGAUCGUGAUCGUGAACGUGAUCGGGAUCGAGAUCGAGAACGUGAACGUGAUGAUUUAAAUAGCAAUAGUAAUCGUACUGCCUCAAUAGCUACAACAUCAUCAACACUAUCACCAACAAUAAUAAAUAAUAGUUCAGCUACUGAUAGGAAUGAUGCUGGUAGUAAUAGUGGAAAUAUUAGUGAUUAUAGUAAUCGUGAUCGUGAAAGACGAGAUAGAGAUAAAGACAGAGAAAAAGAAAAAGAAAAAGAAAGAGAAAAAGAAAGAGAAAGAGAAGAAGUGAGAAGAGAUAAAGAAAAAGAAAAAGGAAAAGAAGAAGAAAUAGAAAAGGAAAGGGAGAGAGAGAGGGUGGAAAAAGUUGAGAGGAUUGAAAGAGUUAAUAGUAACAAGCAGGAAAGAGAAAAGAAGAUUAAGGAAAAUAGUGAUAAUUGGAAUGGUAUUGCUUCUAAUAGUAAUAUUAACGCAAGUACUGCAAGAGGUGCGACUGGAGGAAUUGUUAAAAAUCAUGAGAUUAAUGAAAAUAAUGCUGAUAAUGAAAUUCCUGACUACCUUACGCAAUAUAAAACUGUAAGAAAUAUGGAAGAAAGAAGAAGAUAUAAAGCUGAUUAUUUAGCAGGCAAGGAAGAAUAUGAAGAAAUAUAUCACAGAAAGUUAAUAAGGGCGAGGCAUUUUGUUCGGUUACGAGAUUUAAGAAAACGUGAACUUGAGCUUGGAAACUACGAAAGAUAUGAGGCACUUUGUACCCAGAUAAAAGCUGAUUACGACGCCAUUAAAUAUGAUCCACGUGAAAUCGAAAAUGAGGAACGCUAUUUAUAUUUAUACAAUAAAUUAAACUAUAUCAAAGGAUUGAUUGACGAGUAUGACCGUAAAUAUUCAUCAGAUAUUGAUAAUCAAACUUCAAUUACACAUACGAAUACAAACAACAACAACAACAAUAAUAACAACGACAACAACAACAAUAGCAACAAUAACAGUGAAACCAGUGUGAGUAUUACUGAACUACGAUACUGACACAAGCUUAAAUGCCUGUUAUUCGUCACUAAUUGUUAUUACUAUUAUUGUUAUUACUAUUACUAUUAUUAUUAUUAUUAUUAUUAUUAUUAUUAUUAUUAUUGUUAUUAUUAUUAUUAUUAUUAUUAUUAUUAUUAUUAUUAUUAUUAUUAUUAUUAUUAUUAUUAUUAUUAUUAUUAUUAUUACUCUUAUUAUUAUUAUUAUUAUCAUUAUUAUUAUUAUAUUGCUAUACCGGUUGUAAACAAUAUCGUUAACGUUAUUGCUGAUAUGCAUUUAAAAAAAAAUGUAUUAUUCAAUUCAAUUAAAAUGUAAUUAUCACUAUUAUAGUUAUAAUUUGUUACUCAGACGUUAGUUGGUGAUGCCAUUUUACAUUUAAACAUUUUCCUAAUAAUAAUAAUAACAAUAAUGAUGAUAAUAUUUUAAUUAUUAAUUAUAAUUACACGCACGAAAUAACUAAUGGGCUUGCAAUUAAUUAAAAAAAAAAAUUUUUACAUAGGGUUGUAAAGAAUAUUUAAAGAAUUGGUUAAUUUCAAAGUUAUUAAAUAUUUUUAAAGUUGAAUUCCAUCCGUGGAAUCGCGUCCAAGACUGUCUAUAAAUACAAAAUUUAAAAAAAAGUUAUAUGAUUGAUUUGAUAUUUUUAAAAAAAUAAAAUUCAAUAUGAAUACUCGAGAUUUAUAAUUAUUAAUUUUAUUCUCAAUGUAUAUUAAUAAUUCAAUUAACGUCCACGUCGUCCAUUUCAUUAAUUAAUUAUUUGCAGAACGAAAUUCAGUUUGUGCAUCGUGUAUUUCAUAUCAAUUAUCAAUCAAAUGAAAAAUCUAAUUAAAAUAAUUUAAUCCAUCAAAAAAUUAUGAAAAAUUUUUCUUUGAAUUUAUUUGUAACUAAAUAAAGCAAUGACGCUACUGAGUCUUGUAUAUUUCAUUAGUAACAUUAUUUUAUUAACUAAUUAAUAUUAAUAUGAAUUAAAUAUUGACAAUUAUUUAUAAUUCUAAAAAUAAUAAUAAUAAAAUUUUUCUUUAUUUUGAUAAAAGAUUAAAUUUUGUGUGGAUUGAGAACCUACAUGCUGAGGUUUUGAAUUCUGGAAGAAUUGAUUUUUGGAAUUUGAAAUUUUGUUUUUUUUUUUACAAAUAGUAGGUUGUGAGUAUCCUUUCGAGAGGAAAUUUAGUUUUGUACCGGUUCUAAGUGAUCAUUUUGUCUAAGAAAAAUUUCUUUUUAUCUCCUAUUCUUUAUUGAAAAUUACUUGAAGCUUUUUUUUAUCCGGUCACGGUCAAUAUUUUUCAAAUAUUAAGUAUACAAUAUGUAGAGAACUAAAUUUCCUGUUAAAUAAGUACCUACAUGCCGAGGUUUCAAAUUUCAAAAAAUUAAAAUUUUGAAUUAAAAAAAAUUUUUUUUUCCAUUUGAAUAGUAGGUUGAAGGUACUCAAUUUAAUGGAAAUUCAAUAUUCUAUCAAUAUAUCAUAAUUACUUUUAUUUUUUAUCCGUAAUCAAAGUGAAACUGUACAUAAUUUCUAAGAUCCUUAAAAACUUAAUUAUAAUCAAUAAUCUUUCAAUAAUUUAUAAAUGUCGCUAUAAUUAAUAAAUUGAAGAUUGUUAAGAAAUAUCGAUCAGCUUCCGCGUAGUGCCAAAAUUUAUUAUUAUUAUUUUUAAAAUUUAUCAUUAAUAAUCAUAUUUUUUAAUUUCUAGAAAAAUAUUCUAAACUUUUUUUGUUUUUAUUAACUAUUUUUCAAUGCCAUAAAUUACUAUUGCAUUUCAAAAAUGAAAAAAUUAAUUUUUAUUUAAGAAUUAAGUUUUUAUUGUUUUAAAGAAAGUUAUGUUAUUAUUAAAAUUAUAAUCAGCCAAUCAGCAGAAAAAUCGGCAGCCAUUUCGUAAAAGUUAUCAAAUUGAAAAAUACAAAAAAAAAAAAACAA